Messenger RNA from Pyricularia oryzae 70-15, 1158 nucleotides. RefSeq lists its product as uncharacterized. Lineage: Eukaryota; Fungi; Ascomycota; Sordariomycetes; Magnaporthales; Pyriculariaceae. The coding region runs from base 1 to 1158 and encodes 385 amino acids. The transcript has 7 exons. The record is from RefSeq and is a predicted model, not a curated record.
AUGGCUGAGGUCAACGGCGUGCUCGUGGCGAUACCGCCGCCGCCUGGCUAUGUCGUCAACUUUGACAACCCUGAGCGAAACUCGGUCGAGGCGGCCUAUGUCAUUGCUGCCGUCGGCAUGUUCCUGUCGGCUUUCUUUGUCUUUCAGAGAUUCUAUGUCAAAAUAUUCAUCCGCAAGAAGCUUGGCUUCGAUGAUGUCUGCCUAGUUAUUGCUUAUCUCGGCAGCAUCGCCAUCCAAGCUAUGGCACUACGCUCGUUUGCUAUGGGAUACAUGGGAGCCCACGGCUGGGAGAUUCCAUUCGAGAAGUUUCAACAGUUUGCAUUCACUGGUGGCUACCUCAACUCGGUCGUAUACCCGAUCCCGACCAUCUUCUCCAAGGUGACGAUCCUGCUCUUCCUCCUCGAGAUCAACGCCGUCCAAAGGUGGUACCGCUGGUCCAUCUACUUCACCCUGUUCGUCGUGGUCGGUUCGGGCAUCGGCAUCUUCAUCUCCUCCAUCUUUGCCUGCUGGCCCAUCGAGAAGUCCUACAACCUCUUGUUCCCUCCCACAAUCGGUUCAUGCGUCGACCGCCCGGCAAUGUACCAGGCCACGGCGGCGUUGGGCGUCAUCACCGACGUCUUGAUCAUUUCCAUCCCGGUACCCAUGAUCUGGACGCUGCAGAUCUCCAAGAACAAGAAGAUUGGACUUCUCGUCUUGUUCUCCAUUGGCUCCGCUACCGUUAUCACUUCCAUCGUACGCCUCUAUCUCUUGAUCACAGUCCUGGACUCGAUUGACCAGACCUGGGGUGGUGGUCCCGUCACAGUUUGGAUUCUCGUCGAGGCCAACCUCCUCAUCAUGUGUGCCUGCCUGUCGACGCUGCGCCACUUCUGCCGCGCCGUGGCACCUCAAUUCCUCAGCAGCAGCCGCGGCACCAAAGGCAAGAACAGCCUGUCCAACACCAACGGCUCCGUGCAGCUCCAGACCAUUGGCCAGGUCUCGAGCAAAGGAAAGGGCAGCAACAAGCACUUUGUCAAGCUCGACGGGCGCAACGACAUCGAGUCGCAGGCCUACGCCGGCCGCUCCUCGCUCGAAACCAAGCGCAGCGAGGAUGGCAGCGACAGGGGCAUAAUGCAGACAAAGACGACUCAGAUCACCUACUCGCAGCAGCCCCUCCACUAA